This is a messenger RNA of Bufo bufo (common toad), 1485 nucleotides long. It is a transcript of the gene VRK2, whose product is annotated as VRK serine/threonine kinase 2. The coding region runs from base 185 to 1234 and encodes 349 amino acids. Gene Ontology annotation, cellular component: cytoplasm; nucleus. Lineage: Eukaryota; Metazoa; Chordata; Amphibia; Anura; Bufonidae. The transcript is spliced from 12 exons. Gene Ontology annotation, biological process: peptidyl-serine phosphorylation; signal transduction. The record is from RefSeq and is a predicted model, not a curated record. Gene Ontology annotation, molecular function: ATP binding; protein serine/threonine kinase activity.
UGCAGAAGCUCCUCACGCCCACUCUUUGGCAAUGCGACUUAUUAGACUGUCCCUGCCGGCGGUCACGUGACCAAAAGUGAUGCGAAGCUCCCGGAGUUUACGUCAGGUUCCCGGGGCCGCUCUGAGGAAGCGACAGGAAGAAACUCCCGGUAAGUCUGGUCUUUAAGGUCUUCAAGAUAGAAAAAUGCCUCCGAGAAAAAACAAACUGCCUGCUCCUCUGCCGGAAGGCUUAAUCGUGACGGACAUGAACAAGAAAUCCUGGAGACUGGGCAAAAAGCUCGGCCAAGGAGGCUUCGGCUUAAUAUACCUGGCUUCUCCAGAAUGUACCAGAACCGUGACUGAUGACGCUGCUUAUGUCAUUAAAGUGGAAAACUAUGCAAAUGGGCCAUUAUUUUGUGAACUGAAGUUUUAUCAAAGAGCCGCCAAACAAGACGAUGUAAAAAAAUGGAUCCAUAGUCACAAGCUGGACUACUUAGGGAUUCCUAAAUACUGGGGAACCGGAGAAAUAAGUUAUAAUUCAAGCAGUUACAGAUUCAUGGUGGUGGAUCGGCUCGGUACAGAUCUGCAGAAGUUGCAGCAUAACAACAGUGGCAGAUUGCCUGCAAAAACAGUAAUGCAAAUUGGCAUACGUAUGCUGGAUGUAUUAGAAUACAUUCAUGAACACGAGUAUGUACAUGGUGAUAUUAAAGCAGGAAAUGUUCUGCUUCACACUUCGGAUGCCAACAAGGUUUAUCUUGCAGAUUAUGGACUUUCUUACAGAUACUGCCCCGAUGGGAAACACAAAGACUAUAAAGAAGACCCAAGAAAAUGCCACAAUGGGACAAUUGAGUUUACCAGCAGAGAUGCUCACAAGGGGGUUGCCCCAUCCAGACGAGGGGACCUGGAAAUCCUCGCAUACUGUAUGCUCCACUGGAUAUGUGGGAAACUACCCUGGGAGCAGAGCUUACGAGAUCCUUCUACUGUCCUGGCUUCCAAAACAAAGCUAUGGGACGAUCUUCCACAUUCUGUCCUCGAAUGGUCUGGUCGAGAAGACGGAUGCCAAGAACUGGCCAAGUUCAUGGAUGAUGUCUCGUUAUUGAAGUACGGUGAAAAGCCAAAUUAUUCAGCCCUGAAGAGAAUCUUGCUGAAGGCUCUUGAUUCUAUGGGGACAAGUCUUAGUUCUCCACUGAUUAUUUCAGAUGCAGGAACCUUUCGGAAAGUGUCCACAGGAAAUACAAAAAAGGUUCCUCAAUAAAUAUGGGAAAAUGUCACCAAAACUAAUAAGCAUUAACUGAGUACUUAUGUAUGCUGUUCAAGUGGGAGUAAAGUGGGGAAGUGUACCUCUAAUCAUUAUACUUUACCAUUUUUGUCUUCUUAAGCUGCAUUUACAUGAGCCAAUCCAUUGGGCAAUGAUCGAGAAUGAACAUUCAUGUCUGAUCAUUACCCACUUGCUUCUGUAUGAUUGUUGCUAUGAUGAGAGGGGUUUAUAGAAGUAAAAAAGAAAAU